AUGUUAGCAGUAAAGGCAGUCGUUAUAUUAUCUACUAUUAUACUGCAAGAGUCAUGGAGCGUUGAAUACAGUUUCCCUCUGAACUUCAAGUUUGGUGCUUCUACAUCUUCUUAUCAAAUUGAAGGAGGUUGGAAUGCUGACGGUAAAGGUGAACAUAUGUGGGAUAGAUUCGUACAUAAUCAUCGCGAGAAGAUAAAAAACAACGCCACAGGUGACGUCGCUGCCGAUUCUUACCAUUUAUGGCAAGAAGAUGUGAGGAUUGCAGCUGAACUUGGCUUACAAUUUUACAGAUUCUCCAUCAGCUGGCCCAGAAUACUACCAACAGGUUUUUCAAAUAACAUAAACAACAAAGGAAUUCAGUACUAUAGCAAUCUAAUAGAUGCUCUUCUUGCAAAAGGCAUUGAGCCAAUAGUUACAUUGUACCAUUGGGAAUUACCAGUCAAAAUUCAAGAUGUCGGUGGAUGGACAAACCCUUAUAUAGUGGAUUGGUUCGGAGAUUACGCAAGAGUUGUUUUUUCCGUAUUUGCUGGCCGAGUUAAAACCUGGAUAACUAUAAAUGAGGCGAUAUCCAUCUGCGACUAUUCCUAUAAUACAGGCAUAUUUGCCCCAGGGAUAAAGGAGACUGAAUUUGCCCCCUUUAUUUGCAACAAAAAUGUAUUACUUGCUCAUGCGAUGGCGUAUAGGAUAUAUGAAAGAGAGUUUAAGCCGCUUUAUGAAGCCCAAAUUUCAUUGGCAAAUUAUGAAUUGUGGAUUGAACCAGCUACACCAGAUGAUGAGGCGUUGGCAGAACUUGGAAGAGAGCACUCUAUAGGUAGAUUUUCUAAUCCUAUAUAUUCAAAAGAAGGUGGGUGGCCACCGUCAGUGGAAAAGAUGAUGUUGGAAUACAGCUUAAAACAAGGUUACAAUCGGUCCAGACUGCCGGAUUUUACUAGAGACGAAAUACAAUUUAUUAAAGGUACAUCAGAUUUCUACAGCAUGAACCAUUACACAACAAAUUUGAUACGACCAGCUAAACCUGGCGAAGAUACGGGUAUCUGGAUUGUGACUGGAUCUCCAGAGCUGAAUGCGGUUUUAAUACAGCCUCCAGGAAGUGAAAAUUUCGGGCCUUUCCCCUUAUUAGUGGUAUACCCUAAGGGAAUUCGCAGACAUAUGUCAUGGAUUAGGCAGAAAUAUGGUAACAUUGAUAUAAUGGUACUGGAGAAUGGAUUUUCCAAAACACGCUCUGGUUUAAACGAUUUAGAUAGGAUUAAUUAUAUUGGAAAAUAUUUAGAGCAGAUUCUUCUUGCAAUUAAAGAAGAUAAUGUGAGUGUCACCGGAUACUCAAUGUGGUCGCUCAUUGAUAAUUUUGAAUGGUUGGAUGGUUUCACUACAACAAUAUGCGCAUGCGCAGUAGUAGAGAGUAAGCUAUUCCCGCCAGGCUUCAAGUUUGGUGCUGCCACAGCUGCCUACCAAGUAGAAGGGGCGUGGAAUGUUAGCGAUAAAUCGGAGAGUGUUUGGGAUCACUUUGUUCACUCGAGGCCAGAGAAUGUCGUUGAUUUUUCCACUGGAGACGUAGCAUGCGACAGUUACAACCAGUGGAAGAGAGAUGUGGAAAUUGCAGAAGAUUUGGGCCUGCAUUUCUAUAGGUUUUCUAUAGGUUGGACAAGAUUGAUGCCCAAAGGAUUUUCAAACUAUGUAAGCGAAGAUGGAAAGAAUUACUAUAAUAAUUUAAUUAACGCUUUACUUGACAAAGGAAUAGAACCUGUUAUAACUAUGUACCAUUGGGACUUACCACAGUCUUUGCAAGAUCUGGGAGGAUGGACCAACCCUCUAAUAUCAGACUGGUUUGCUGAAUACGCUCGUGUUGUCUUCUCGUUGUUUGCUGACCGCGUCAAAAUCUGGAUAACUUUGAACGAGCCUAUUGUUUUCUGUGAGGUUGCCUACAGUAUGGGGGUGCAUGCACCAGGAAUUGUUAGUCCAGGGAUCGGUAACUUCAUGUGCAAUAAGAACACCUUGCUUGCUCACGCGAAGGCAUGGAGAAUAUACGACAAGGAGUUCAGACCCAAAUAUCAUGGAAAAGUAUCUCUCACCAACCAAAUUUUAUGGGUGGAAGCAAGGAAUGAAAGUGACGAAGAUACAGCAGAACUUGCAAGGCAACUUAUGGCCGGGAUGUACUCACACCCUAUUUUUUCUAAAGAAGGUGGUUGGCCACCAAUGGUUGAGGCAAUAAUGGCUAAAAAGUCUAAAAAGGAAGGCCGAACCCAAUCUCGAUUACCACCAUUCACCAAGGAAGAAAUUAAUUUAAUUAAAGGAACAUAUGACUUCUACGGUUUCAACUACUACACAUCUCGUAUAGCUCACAAAGCACAACCGAGGGAACCUAUCGGAUUAUGGCCUUUAUUUGGAAAUCCAGAGUUUGAAAUUGUCAUGUCUACUCGUACAGAUUGGAAGUUGGCUGCUACCAAUUGGUUUUAUGUAAAUGCUCCCGGUUUCCGGCAUCAAUUACGUUGGUUGAAAAAAAAUUAUGGCGAUGUAGAAAUUUUUAUCACUGAAAAUGGUUUCGCUGGAUAUGAUUUUGGUUUAAAAGAUUACGAUCGCGUCCAAUAUUAUAAAGAUCAUUUAGAACAGGUUCUGCUUGCGAUCAAUGAAGACGGUGUCAAUGUUACACGGUAUACUGCUUGGACUAUGCUGGAUAACUUUGAAUGGAACGAUGGAUAUAGAUCCAAGUUCGGCCUUUAUCAAGUUGACUUCGAAGAUCCGAAACGCCCUCGCCAUCCGCGUGCCUCUGCACACUACUACAAACGAGUGAUCCAACACCACUCUUUCGAUAUUGACGGUGAUAAUAAAAUUAAUGAUGAACUG
This is a messenger RNA of Brenthis ino (lesser marbled fritillary), 2841 nucleotides long. The record is from the annotation of a GenBank genome assembly. NCBI's taxonomy places the organism in Eukaryota, Metazoa, Arthropoda, Insecta, Lepidoptera, Nymphalidae.